AUGGCAGCGGAGUACGCGCAGAACUCGUCCGGCAUGUCGAUUGACCUGGAGUCCAAGUACGUCGACGACAGUCGGUACAAGAACUUUGAAUCCAACAUCAGCAAAUGUCUCAAAGCGAGUGAACAGGCGCGUGAAUGGGCUGACCUCAUAUCAUUCUUAGCACGGCUGAAUAAGGGUUUACAAGCUGCACCAGAACAGUUUACGUUUGUGCCACACAAGCAUAUGGUAUCGAGGAGAUUAGCGCAAUGUCUCAAUGCGUCACUGCCAGCGGGAGUGCAUCUCAAGACCAUCGAGGUGUACCAAAUCAUCUUCCAUCGAAUCGGACCUAUGCAGCUGCGCAAAGACCUGUACCUGUACACCAUGGGGCUGUUUCCGUUGUUCUACUACGCAUCCAUCAAUGUCAAAGUGGGGUUGUUUGAUCUGUAUGAGGCCCAUUUCCUUCCUCUGGGCGAAGGCCUGGUGCCGUGUUUGAAGGGUCUGAUCCUGGCGGUGCUGCCAGGGUUAGAGGAAGGCUCGUGCUGGUCUGUGGGCUCGCGUGCAAUUGAUCCCCUGCUGCUGGGGCAGUGUUGCUGGUGCCGUGCUUGA
Molecule: messenger RNA, 585 nt
Organism: Sphaeroforma arctica JP610
Lineage: Eukaryota; Ichthyosporea; Ichthyophonida
Exons: 3
Coding region: 1-585 (194 amino acids)
Biological process (GO): Golgi to endosome transport
Cellular component (GO): trans-Golgi network; endosome
Source: RefSeq, a predicted model, not a curated record